GUAUGUGGUCAUUUUAAUUAACACUAACAGUUACAGGCAAAAAAAAAAAAAAGUCCACGCGUAAUAAAAUCACAUACGAACUACAAAUCCCAUGAACCCUUGCGCGUCUAUACCACUACGUCAUCAGAACGAGCGGGAGGAAGAAAUUGGUGUCAAGAUGGCAUCAGAUGAUGUGGCAAAUCUCGCCGACUCAUUGGCCAAAACCCAAGUCGACGAGAGCGAGCUCAGUUAUAAAGGACAAGGCCUUAAACUGGACAACGCUCAGUCUGUGGAGAAGAUGGUGAAGGCGAUCGAGGAGUUUGACGGUCUGCGUGCGCUCAGACUGGAGGGAAACACCAUCGGCGUGGAGGCAGCGCAGACCAUCGCUAAAGCCCUGCAGAAGAAGAGCGACCUGCAGUGCUGCCACUGGAGCGACAUGUUUACUGGCCGCCUGCGAGCUGAGAUUCCUCCAGCGCUGAAUUCUCUGGGCGACGCGUUAAUCACGGCUGGAGCUCGGCUGAAGGUUCUGGAUCUGAGUGAUAACGCUUUCGGACCCGAUGGCGUCAAAGGCAUAGAGAAGCUGCUCAAGAGCACCGCCUGCCACACGCUGCAGGAACUGCGUCUGAACAACUGUGGAAUGGGCAUCGGAGGAGGAAAGAUCCUGGCGGCGGCUCUGACGGUGUGUCAUAAGGAGUCGAGUGCGCUCGGCGCCCCCUUGCAGCUGAAGGUGUUCAUCGCUGGCAGGAACAGACUGGAGAACGAUGGAGCCACAGCGCUGGCGCAGGCCUUUCAGUUGAUUGGCAGUCUGGAAGAAGUGCACAUGCCCCAGAAUGGCAUCAAUCACCCAGGAGUCACAGCUCUGGCCACAGCAAUGCAGCACAACCCACAACUGCGAGUCCUGAACCUCAACGACAACACUUUCACCAAGAGAGGAGCGAUCGCCAUGGCAGAGGCACUGAAACACCUGCGCAAUGUGCAGGUGAUAAAUUUUGGCGACUGUCUUGUUCGGUCUGAAGGAGCCAGUGCCAUAGCAGAGACCCUGAGAGAGGGACUGCCGAUACUCAAGGAGCUGAAUCUGUCUUUUGGGGAAAUCACAGAGGAAGCUGCGCUGGAAGUGGCUCGAUCCGUACAGCAUAAAGAUCAGUUUGAAAAACUCGACCUGAAUGGUAACAGUUUAGGUGAAGAAGGCUGUGAAAAUCUGCGAGAGGUGAUGGAGAAGAUGAACAUGGCGGACAAACUGGGCUCUCUGAGUGAUGACGAGGGAGAACCUGAGGAAGAUGACGAUGAGGAGGAGGAGGACGACGAUGAUGAUGAUGAAGAUGUGGAGGAAGAAGAGGAGGAGGAAGAAGAAGAUGAAGAGGAGGAGGGAGAAGGAGAGGAAGAAAAGAGUGAAUUAAACCAGUUCUCAACGCCGCCUUCAGCGCCUCGUACUCCAGACGUCUCGACUUUCCUGAGCUUUCCGUCUCCAGACAAACUCCUGCGACUCGGUGCAAAGAGAAGCUUCCUCAUCCAGCAGCAGGUGGACGUGUCGGACGUGAGUAAGACCGUGGAAGCGUUUCUGAAGAUCUCGUCGGUGUAUAAGGAAGACGACGCAGAGGUGAAAUCGGCCGUGCUGGAGAGCAUCGACGCAGUGCUGUGUAAAGCCUUCCUCACACCCUCCUUCCAGGGCUUGAGCUUUAUGUCGUCGUUGCUGGUGAUGCUCGGGCUGUUGAAGAGUGAAGACAAGCUGAAGCCGGUGAAGGUCGUCCCAGGACAUCUACAGUGUUUGGAGCAUGCAGUGAAACAGAGUUAUUUCCCUCGAGAACACAUCACCGUGCUAAACGCUUUCAUGGCCAGGCCGAAUAAGUCUCUGGAGCCGUGCAGCAGUGCUCGAGAUCGCCUGAAAUCCACCCUGCAGAAACUCACACCUGAGAGCUGAACAAUUCUGAAACACACGUGUGCUUAAAAGACUCACAUCUGAUUUUUAAUAUUAAACUGUCAUAACAUGUCUUGAAACCUCA
Cyprinus carpio (common carp) is the source of this 1979-nucleotide messenger RNA. RefSeq names its product ran GTPase-activating protein 1-like. Gene Ontology annotation, molecular function: GTPase activator activity; small GTPase binding. Gene Ontology annotation, cellular component: cytosol; nucleus; perinuclear region of cytoplasm. Gene Ontology annotation, biological process: nucleocytoplasmic transport; signal transduction; activation of GTPase activity. The record is from RefSeq and is a predicted model, not a curated record. Lineage: Eukaryota; Metazoa; Chordata; Actinopteri; Cypriniformes; Cyprinidae.